GCGCAGAGCGCUGGAGCUCGCGGUGCUUCAGCAGCAGCAGCAGCAGCCGCGCGGAGAGGAGAGAAAACACAGCCCGGGGAUGCACGAGGAACCGAACUUCGAUCGGCCAGGUGAUGAACAUCUUUCGCUCCUUGGGUUCGUCCUGAGCCGUCCACCAGUAAAGUCAAGAGCCUUGGGAUGAGUGUCGGUUUAAUGUGAGUGUGUGAUUAAUUAAAUGGCUCCGAUAAUGGAGGGCACACACACUGUGCUGCGUCUGCACAAACCCAUCGAGGAGUUCAGCCACAUCAGCCUGUACUUCCCUGCUGGGAGGGUCCGAGGCUUUACGUACGGCGGCCGUAUCCCUCGUGACCGCCGGCCUCUGGACACUAAUCGGCAUAACCGGGAGGAUGAAGAUCCUGCAAAGGCCAAACAAAGGGGCCAGUCUUACAAGGCAGUGGGCGAUGCCUCCCAAUCCUACAGUUCAACAAAAGGAGUUUUAGCUGAGCUUCAGUGGUUCUCUGCGCAACACUGGCAGUUGCUGGUGGAUCUCCUGUCUCUAUGCGGUGACUGCGCAACCAGGCUCAAGAUGGGCAACCAGGACGGCAAGUUCCCAGAUGAUCCUGAAGCUUAUGCAGGACACCUCCUGCAUGAUCUUAGCAGCAGCAACCUUCAGCAUGCCCUUUCUUUGUCCCCAGAACAUAAAAGAGCAGCCUCCCGAGUUCGGAAGUUGAAAAAAUUGGCCGGAAAGAAGACUGACAGCAAUGAAGACUACUUGCAGAGUAAGGUCAAGAAGAAAAUCGAGAGCUUUGCAACUCAUCCGGACGCAAAUUCUCUGGUUCUUCAGGCAGCUGGAAGCCCUUCUUUUCAGGGACAAGACAUGCCAAGUUCAAACUCUUACUCUGGUGUCAGCAAUGAGCCAAUGGAAGCAAUUCUGCCAAUGGAAGGACCCUUCCACACUGCUCAGGAAGGUUGGGACUUCAUGGAGGAAUCUCGGCCAUUCGAUUCAGAAAUGGACCUCUGUUCAGAGCUCACCGAAUUUGAGGAACAGUUCGGUCUGGGUUACGACGUAUCAACAUGUAGUUUCAUGGACAUGAACGUGCAAGAUCAUAUCCAUCCAAUGGUCAGUGGAAAUAACUUACGACCCGGCAGGAACAGCAGCUCUACAGCGAAUGAAGAAGGGAACUUCAGGCAACUGAAGUCUAGAGGUCAGGAAGACAUCAACAGUAUGGAUGCCGUUGUUAAAAUGGCCAGUGAGGUACAGAAUGGUUCUUUUGUCGGGACCAAAGACACAUCCUUUGGUUCUUUUGAAGCUGUUCCUCAUGCCAGUAAGGACAGCUCUUUCAUGGAACAAGCUUGUCAACAUUUCAACCAAGAAGAUUCGAGGAAAACUCAGAAAACUCAUGAAUUCAACCUGCGAGACAGACAUUCUGAAUCAAUGAGGCUUCCCCUCUCACCAUAUGCUCCGGCUCCUGCUCCGGCUCCAGCUCCGGCUCAGUCUGGAGCCUCCAACCUUAGACCCUGGACCAAAAGUCCCACAUCUCCCUCCCUUUCUGGAGUUUUCAAUGUGUCCUACCCUCCAACCAACAGUCUCCAAAGUAUGUCCCCUGUCCUGUCGCCACUCUCUUCUAAACUCUCCAGUCCACAGUUGAACCAUCGCAUUGUGUUGCUGCCUGAUGAGGAUGAAAGUAAAGAAAAAGAUGAAGACAGGUGGCCUCAAGAAGCGGCUGGGUCAUGGUCAGAAGCUGGGAAACAGCCUAAAGUCACAACAGAGGUCAUCGACAAAAAUGGGAACCGUAGAACAAUUACAAGGCUGGACCUGAACCUGAGCCGACAAGGACCUGGGAACUCUACCUGGAAUACUGCUGGCACUUCUGGUUCCACAACUACAGAGGACCCUUUCUUGAGACAAGAUGAAAUCUGGUUGUUUGAUGGUGAUGACGCCAUUUCUCAAGAACCUCUGUGCCGAGCCACCAGACCCGACCGUCUUGAUUUUCUGAGAAUCACACCGCCUGAGGAUGAUAUCUUUGGAGACACACCAUAUCACCCGAAACUUCAGGUUACAUCUGAGGUCUGCUCCCCCACAGACAGCGAGGACAGAACACCGGGGCGACUACAAGCGAUCUGGCCUCCACCCAAGCCGAAAGAUGAGGAGGAGAAAGUGGGACUUCGUUAUACAGAAGCAGAGCACCAAGCUGCCCUGCUCCAGCUGAAGAGAGAAUGCAAAGAGGAGCUGGAAAAACUGCAUGCCGACUUCAACCUCCGGAUCUUCCAGCUGCGGGGGGAGCAUGCUGUGGCAGUGUCCCGUCUGGAGGGAACCAUUGCUGAAAUGCAGCGGGAGCGGGCGAGUGGCUCGUUGCGGGAGCGUGGAGAAAUGCGGGAGGCCUGCGUCUCCACUGAAGAUGACACGCCCCCUAAAACGUACCGGAACGUCUGCAUCCAGACUGACCGCGAGACCUUCAUCAAGACCCCACCGGACGGGGAGGCCCCCAAGCUAACCCCAAGCCCCAGCCUCAGCAUGCCCAAAAAACUGGACCUGGACUCCAUCACCAUGACCUUAAAUGUGAGCCCAGGAGCUCCACCACCUCCUCCACCUCCUCCUCCUCCUCCUCUGCCAGGCUCAGCAGCUCUGCCUCCGCCUCCACCACCACCACCACCUCCUCCGCCGCCGCUUCCUGGAUUCACAGCCCCGCCCCCUCCACCUCCUUUACCUGGACUUGGAUCUGGAUCUGGACCUGGACCUGCACCACCUCCACCUCCACCCCUCCCUGGAGCUCCACCUCCUCCCCCACCCCCUCCACCUGGCAUGCCCGGGGCCCCACCUCCACCACCACCCAUGCCCGGAUGUGGCCCUCCUCCUCCUCCACCUGCCUUCGGUGGAUUUGGCAUGAGCCAGGCAGCCAGUAAAGCCCCACGCAAGCCAUCAAUAGAGCCCACCUGCCCCAUGAAGCCCCUCUACUGGACCAGGAUUCAGAUUCAGGACAACAACAAUAACACACUUUGGGGUUCUUUGGAAGAGCCAGACAUUGCUGACACAAAGGAGUUUGAGGAGCUUUUCUCUAAAGCUACGCUGCAGCCCAAGAAGAAGCCUCUCUCUGACACUUAUGAGAAGAAGGCCAAAGCUAAAAAGAUCAUCAAGCUGCUGGACGGCAAGCGUUCCCAGGCGGUGGGGAUCCUGAUAUCCAGUCUUCACCUGGAGAUGAAGGAUAUUCAGCAAGCUGUUCUUACUGUGGACAACUCUGUGGUGGAUCUGGAGACCGUUGAGGCUUUAUAUGAAAAUAGGGCUCAAAACGAUGAGUUGGAGAAGAUUAAGAAGCAUUAUGAGACAUCCAAAGAGGACGAAGUCAAGCUACUGGACAAGCCUGAACAGUUCCUCUAUGAGCUCUCCCAGAUUCCGGAUUUUGCCGGUCGAGCUCAGUGCAUCAUAUUCCAGUCCGUGUUUCUGGACUCCAUAUCGUCCAUCCAUCGCAAAGUACAGAUCAUCUCCACAGUGUGUCAGGGGCUCCUGGAGAACAGCAGUAUUAAAGAGGUGAUGGGUCUUGUCUUAGCCUUCGGGAACUACAUGAAUGGCGGGAACAGGACCAGAGGGCAGGCGGACGGCUUUGGCCUAGAAAUCCUUCCAAAAUUGAAAGAUGUCAAGAGCAGGGACAAUCGGAUCAGCCUGGUGGAUUAUGUGGUGUCAUACUACUUGCGAAACCUGGAUGAGAAUGCCGGGACAGAUAAGAGCAUCUUCCCACUGCCUGAGCCUCAGGACUUUUUUCUGGCUGCUCAAGUCAAGUUCGAAGAUCUCACGAAGGACCUACGAAAGCUAAAGAGGGAUCUGACAGCUUGUGAGAAGAAUGUGCAGAAGGUGUGUGCCAACUCCACAGAAGAACACCUCCAGCCAUUCAAAGACAAGAUAGAGGCUUUCAUCACUACUGCUCAAGCAGAGUACAGCGCUGAAGAUGACCGUCUGAAUGCUGCCCAGAAAAGCUUCCAGGACAUGGUGGCCUUCUUUGGACUCAAGCCCAAAUCCGGGGAAAAAGAGGUGGCUCCCAACUUCGUCUUCAUGCUCUGGUUCGAGUUCUGCAACGACUUCAAGAACACGUGGAAGCGUGAGAGUAAGAACAUCUCCAAGGAGAGACUAAAAGAAGCUCAGUUAAAUGUUCAGAAGAUCACAGCUGAGAAGAGAGUCGAGACAAAGAAGGUCAACGCCAACAGCCUGAAGGAGAGACUGAGGCAGAAAGAAGCGAGUGUGAGCGUAUCCUCCAGCUGAAGUUUCCUCACCUACUUUAAAGCAGACGGCAGUGAAUCUGACACACGGUCCAUUACAGCAGGGGAGACGUGAGACGGGACAUUUCCUCUAUUGCGGAAGGACAAUCAAUGGUGGCGGGACUGCUCUACUGCGGGACUUCAGAUACUGUUGGACUGCUAACGUCUCUCCUCAUCACUACGAUAAGGACUCUGAGGAAUUGGACAUAUCACAAGCAAUUUGCUUCUGCAGUAGAUCCUUUUAAAAAGGUGCUGCUGAGAGGUGAAUACAGGUUAAUCACACUUGUUGUAGCAAACACCUUAAAUAAACCAAAAGAUAAUACCAGGUAAACCUCACUCGGGUGAAGACAGACAGGUAAGACGUCUGUAGUUCUGCUCCAGACGUGUUGAUGAUGAUGAGGGCAUUGAUGAUGCUAUAAAAUAAUACACAGAUCUUAACAAUCUUAAAGAAGAGGUGAUGUGUCAAAUAUUAGAUAACACUUUACAAUAAGGGUCACAAAUAACAGAACUUACGACAAUAAUAAACAUUAUUUGGCCCUAAAAUAAUGAUAAUUCUCUCUUGGCGAUAUGACAAAACACUCAAUAAAAAAAGAAAAAAAAAUCAAGAAUACACUAUGACAAAAAUGACUUUUUUGUCCAAAACUGAACAAAAUGAAACAUAUUUUUUCUUACUUUUUCUCCACUGAAAAAAUCGAGUUGCCUAUAUGUUAUUUUUUAUCUUGUUCUCCGGAGAAAAGGCUAUUAAAAGACUACUAAUUAUAUAUGCAGCUCUAGAAAAAAAUAAGAGACCAUUUAAAUUUCUGAUUUUGCUAUUUAUAGAUAUAUAUUUAGGUAAAAUUAAACAUUGUUGAACAUUUUUCCCAAAUUCCAAAUAAAAAUAUUGUCAUUUAGAGCAUUUAUUUGCAAAAAAUGAGAAAUAGUGCAAAGAAAACAAGUUCAUAUUUAUAAAUAUUUAAGAGUUCAGAAAUCAAUAUUUGGUGGAAUAACCCUGGUUUUUAAUCACAGUUUUUACAUUCAUCUUGGCAUCAUGUUCUCCUCCACCAGUCUUACACACUGCUUUUGGCUGAUAACUUUAUGCUGCUUUACUCCUGGUGCAAAAAUUCAAGCAGUUCAGUUUGGUGGUUUGAUGGUUUGUGAUCAUCCAUCUUCCUCUUGAUUAUAUUCCAGAGCUUUUAAAUUUGGUAAAAUCAAAGAAAUUAAUCAUUUUUAAGUGGUUUCUUAUUUUAUUCCAGAGCUGUAUUUAUUGAACACUGGAAAAGCAAAAACAUCUCUAGUUAUAAAGAUAUACAACAUUUAAAGAGAAAAGAAAACUAAAAAAAAGAAUGUAAAUUGGCAGAUUUGUAAAGCUUUUCUUUUUUGUCCAUCUACCACACAUAGAAAAUAAGAUAUUACACACCUCAAAUGACCAGAAAAGGUCCUGAUAUAUUUAUUUUUUUAAUCUAUGUGAACAGCCAGAGUGGGUUUAGAUUGUUCUGCCUUUUUUCACGACUAAUUAUUUUGCGACCACUUAACCCGUAACACGUGUUGCACUUUCCUGCUCGCGGCAGCAGCCUUUAUUUUACCACUUGAUUGAUGCCCGAUCGAGUGUGGUGAACCUUUCCGGCACGUCACUUUCUCUCUCUGUCUAUGCAGUCAGUCUCCUUCUUCCUGUGAAGCGGUAGUGGAGCCCACAUAGCCUGUAUAAAAUAGAGUUUAUUUAUUUUGAAUAUUCAAUAUUGGUUGUGGUUGUGUUUAGAGUGAUAUGUUCAAAUCUAGUAUUUAAAUAUAUAACAGUAGCUUAUACUAAUAAUAGAUAGAUAAAUAGAUAUUUAAAUAUAUAUAUAUUUGUAAUUAGACAUAGGCAAAUUCAUUGAUGCCUUAAUUGAUGCUGAAUUUCUCAUCAUUACCAAAAUGUAAAUUGGCCUAAUCUGCUUGUCAUUUUUUGCCUUUUUGAAUCUGCUGGCACGGUUAGAGACUAAAAAGAGCCUAAAUGUUUGGGAAAAUGCUUGAUAAGGGGAACAUUUUAUUCAUAUCUAGGUUUUAUUUAUUAGUUUAAUAAUUCUACAAACAUUUUUAUUGGAUUGAAAUGCGGAUGAGAUCUGUUCCGAGGGGUUUGGUGAGGUUUCUGUGGAAAUGGUGAAUUUAAAGCUGUCUGUAUCACUUUAUCAGAGUCUAUCAGAGUCUGUAGAGUAGAAACAGCCAGUCACAUUUAUUUUUAACUUUUUAUAUAAGCUCUCCCAAAAAAAAAAUCAAAUUUUAUGUUGAUUGCACCUGUAAAAAAUGUGUUUUCCUUUUUUUUUACACUGAAUUCCACUAAAAUGUAUAGUUUUUUGUGAAAGUGAACAUUUUGAAGAUAUUUAUUUGCACAUCAGCAAAUAAAUACUAGUCUCUCACACUUCAUAAGGUGCAAUUCAUGCUGGUAAUAAGGAGCCCCUUUUUUUGCUUUACCAUAAACAUACACUUUCCUUUCCAGUCAUUCCUUGUUGUUGAGUUUGGUUCUGCUUUUUUUUUCUACAGCACUGAGAGAUUUAUCAGUGAAAGAAUGGCACAGAAUGAAGUAAGUGGUAGGAAGUGGUGGCAUUUUGUAUUUUUAUGGUUUGAGAAAAAACCCACUCUGUUAUAAAAAUAAAGAACACAAUCUGGUGCA
This is a messenger RNA of Astyanax mexicanus (Mexican tetra), 6853 nucleotides long. RefSeq names its product formin-1. Gene Ontology annotation, molecular function: microtubule binding. The record is from RefSeq and is a predicted model, not a curated record. Gene Ontology annotation, cellular component: cytoplasm; actin filament; nucleus. The coding region runs from base 215 to 4231 and encodes 1338 amino acids. The transcript has 19 exons. Lineage: Eukaryota; Metazoa; Chordata; Actinopteri; Characiformes; Acestrorhamphidae. Gene Ontology annotation, biological process: actin nucleation.